Homo sapiens (human) is the source of this 6790-nucleotide messenger RNA. RefSeq names its product TNF receptor associated factor 2 (gene TRAF2). NCBI's taxonomy places the organism in Eukaryota, Metazoa, Chordata, Mammalia, Primates, Hominidae. Gene Ontology annotation, cellular component: signaling receptor complex; cell cortex; membrane raft. Gene Ontology annotation, molecular function: metal ion binding; CD40 receptor binding; zinc ion binding. The transcript is spliced from 11 exons. The record is from RefSeq and is a predicted model, not a curated record. The coding region runs from base 4483 to 6084 and encodes 533 amino acids. Gene Ontology annotation, biological process: interleukin-17-mediated signaling pathway; TORC2 complex disassembly; tumor necrosis factor-mediated signaling pathway.
UUUUUUUUUUUUUUUGAAAUGGAGUCUUGCCUCAUCGCCCAGGCUGGAGUGAAGUGGUAUGAUCUCAGCUCACUGCAACCUCUGCUUGCUGGGUUCAAGCAAUUCUCCUGCUUCAGCCUCCACAGUAGCUGGGAUUACAGGCACACACCACAAUGUCCGGCUAAUUUUUGUAUUUUUAGUAGAGACAGGGUUUCACCAUGUUGGCCAGGAUGGUCUCGAUCUCUUGACCUCGUGAUCUGCCUGCUUCGGCCUCCCAAAGUGCUGGGAUUACAGGCGUGAGCCACCGCACCUGGCUGGUAGUGGCCCUUUUUCAGGGGUUUACAGGUAAACUUUCCUUCCACUUUUUGAGAUCUGGGGACAUUACAUGGGAGUUGGAGGCAAGUCUCGGAAGGCUGCUGGGCCUUGUCCUGGGCGCAGGCUUCUUAGGCCCACCUCAGGGUUGCCAAGGGGCAGGUGUGCAGAUCCAUAGGGACCAGCACCGGGGCUCUUCCAAGCAGGGCAAAGGUGUUAAGGGAACAGAGGAGAGCAGGGGGAUUGGGGGCAUCAUGAGGAUGGAGGGGGACAAGGCCAGAUGGGGCUAAACCCAGUGGCCGGGUUUCCUUCUGAGUGCCCAGGAUGUUCCUAGGGAGCCCUCAGUGAGGGGUGCCCUAUUGUGGGUAUGAAGGAGGAGCAGAGAGCAGGGUCGGGGCCAGAGAAGGGGCUAGUGCUGGCAGCAUGGAGGCAGAGCCAGUGGAAUUGGCCUGUGAUUGGACAAGGAAUGGGCUCAGAAAGCAUCCUGGAUAGCUGGGCAUGGAGGUGCACUCACCUGUAGUCCCAGCCACUGGAGAAACUGGCGGGAGGAUCGCUUGAGCCCAGGACUUCCAACCUGUAGUGUGCAUGAUCACACUUGUGAAUAGACAGCGUACUCCAGCUAGGGAAACAUAGUGAGACCCCUGUUUCUAAAGAAAAAUGAAAGCCUCCUGGGUUUGGCUGAGUCCCUGGUGAAUGGUGGAGCGGUCCUGAGAGCUGGGAAGACCUCUUUCUGGCACAGCAACCGGGGCAGAGGUGAGAGGAGAAGGGCCUCAGCAGUGUUCUGGCCUUUUGGGUUCAUCCAAAACUUGCCGGUCCUGGGCCUGCUGGGAGAGGUCAGCCCCUUUCAGGUGAGCAGCUCUGGGGCCGGGUGACCCACGCCACCGUGUCGGGCACACAGUGGUGCUUCGUUUUCCUCACUCCUGGGGCCACAGCCUUCCUGCUGCGGUUCUGCCUGGUGGGUGGGUCCAUGCUGCUUUGAGGAGGCAAGUGACCUAAGGCUUCCGGGACACUCUUUUGGCAACUUGGGCCUUGGAAGGACAGCAGAGCAGGUGUGCAGUGUUAGGACCUGUGGCUGAGCUGACCUAACAGCCUGCCUGGAGGCAUCAGUCAGGCUCAAGUAGAACAGCAAGGCCCCCAUCUUGGGGCUGUCGUCCAGGCACAGAGCGGUCAGCAUCUACUGUCCUUCCUGGAGAAAAAAGGGAAAAUGCAUUUGUCAUUUAAAUGUUGGAAUGGGCCAGGCACGGUGGCUCCUACCUGGAAUCCCAGCACAUUGGGAGGGCAAGGUUGGAUCACAUGAGGCCAGGAGUUUAAGACCAUCCUGGCCAACAUGGUGAAACCCCAUCUGAAAAAUACAAAAAAUUAGCCACCUGUGGUGGCGGGUACCUGUGGUCCCAGUUACUUGGGAGGCUGAAGCAUGAGAAUUGCUUGAACCCAGGAGGUGGAGGUUGCAGUGACAGAUUGCUCCACUGCACUCCAGCCUAGGUGACAGAGCGUAAGACUCUGUUUAAGGAAAAAAAAAAAAAAAAAAAAGGAAUGGUUCUGAGAAGUCAUUCCUUAAGUAAAUAAAUUGCCACCCCAGGUUGCCCUCUUGGGAGGGGACUCUGGAGGCCGCCCUCCACCCUUAGGCCAGGGCCUGUCAGUCCCUGCCUCCCUGGGCUGCCUCCUGGGGAUCUCAGCCGACACCAUGCCCCUGUCCUUCCUCCACCUCUUUCCCAGGUUGCUCUGCCUGCAGUCCACCUUCUAGGAGUGAGCCCCCCCACCCCCACUGGAAGUCCCUCUCUAGCUGUCCCCAGUUCCCUGAAUCAAGACUGCUUCCCUGCCAGAGAGAUGACCCCAAUUCCUGCCUCCUCUCACUAGGCUCUCAGGGGCCGGGACUGGGGACAGAGCAUACUUAGAGCUAGCCCUGGCCCUCGGGCUGCUUUUGGAAGGAGGAGCAUGGCAGGCGAGCAUCAGGUGACACGUGCCCCCACGGGGAGCGCAAGAAGGCACUGGAGGCUGUUGCGAAGGAGCAGUGGGUUUCGGGUCCUCAUGACCGGCCCUGGUUCCGGGUGUGAGGCUGUGGAGACGCAUGGGUCUGCCUUUCUCAUCCGCAGCUUCCUGUUGCUACUUGGGAAGCUCCAUGUUUGCUGUCCGGUUGUGUUUCGAGUCUGUUCUCUUGGGCGUCUGUGCCGUGGAAGUUCCUUGUGCUUGAUAGGGCCAGCACGUGUGAACAAUCUUCACUUCAGCUAGAAGCUUUGAAGUCUUUGGACUCAAGCUUUACCCAAACCGCUUAUAAGGUUGGGGGGAACCGAGUGCCUGUCUCUCCCCGCUUUUUUUUUUGAGUGGAGUCUCGCUCUGUCACCCAGGCUGGAGCACAGUGGCGCGAUCUUGGCUCACUGCAACCUCAGCCUCCUGAGUAGCUGGGACUACAGGCGCCCGCCGCCACGCCCGGCUAAUUUUUUGUAUUUUUAAUAGAGACGGGGUUUCACCGUGUUAGCCAGGAUGGUCCCGAACUCCUGAUCUCAUGAUCUGCCCACCUCGGCCUCCCAAAGUGCUGAGAUUACAGGCGUGAGAGUUGUAGUUCGUUGAGAGGGAGACAGACCUCGAGGAAAUGCUUGGUGUGCCUGCCGGGUGACUGCUCGCUCUCCUUGUCUGCUCACUCUGCCCAGUGAAUGGGUCUAGGCAUCCUCAUUGUUCCCUUCCUCUGUCCUCAACAUCAGCCCAACCCUGACCAGGCCCCUUCCUGAGGUUCCCACACAACAGGGGCUCCAUGUUCAGAAGGGGAGAGAGAAACCCACCUGGGGAUGCUCUGUAAGGAGAGCAGAGCCCAGUGGAGUCUCUGCCCGGGACGCUGAGGGAGGAAGAGCUGCGGUUAAUUCAAAAGGAAGGGUGAGGUGCAGGUAUUGGCUGGAUGAUGCUCAGAGAAGCAGGAAGAGUGGGCAUGGCACUGAGUGGCUGAGGCCAUCACUGGUGGCCUUGGUGCUUAGGCAGAAGGAGAGGGCAUGGUGCAGGGCGCUGAGGCCGUCUGUGGCUGCCUUGGUGGGGCUUACUGAGUUCUAGUGGACAGCAAGGUGCCAGGGCAGGGCUGGCACAUGGAGGGCUCUGAAGGCCAUGUGUAUCGUCUGAAGUGAGGGAAACCCGUGGUAGCUAAAGGGAAUGCACUAGCCAGCCCCAGGUGCGCCACAUUCCUGCUCUAGGGGCUGGAGGGAAACCCGUGGUAGCUAAAGGGAAUGCACUAGCCAGCCCCAGGUGUGCUACGUUCCGCUCUCGGGGCUGGAGGGGAACCCGUGGUAGCUAAAGGGAGUGCACUAGGCAGCCCCAGGUGUGCUACGUUCCCGCUCUCGGGGCUGGAGGGAAACCCGUGGUAGCUAAAGGGAAUGCACUAGGCAGCCCCAGGUGUGCUACGUUCCCGCUCUCAGGGCUGGAGGGGAACCCGUGGUAGCUAAAGGGAGUGCACUAGCCAGCUCCAGGUGUGCUACGUUCCGCUCUCGGGGCUGGAGGGGAACCCGUGGUAGCUAUAGGGAGUGCACUAGCCAGCCUCAGGUGUGCUACGUUCCCGCUCUCGGGGCUGGAGGGGAACCCGUGGUAGCUAAAGGGAGUGCACUAGCCAGCCUCAGGUGUGCUACGUUCCCGCUCUCGGGGCUGGAGGGGAAUCCGUGGUAGCUAUAGGGAGUGCACUAGCCAGCCUCAGAUGUGCUACGUUCCCGCUCUCAGGGCUGGAGGGGAACCCGUGGUAGCUAAAGGGAGUGCACUAGCCAGCUCCAGGUGUGCUACAUUCCCGCUCUCGGGGCUGGAGGGGAACCCGUGGUAGCUAAAGGGAGUGCACUAGCCAGCCCCAGGUGUGCUACAUUCCCGCUCUAGGGGCUGGUCUGGCGGCAUGGCUCUCUCCUGAGUGCCUUCAGAGCCUGAGUGCCAGCAGGCAGGCGUCUCCUGCCCAGUGGGUUUGGUAAGAUAUAUUUCAGAAGGCAUCCACCACUCUAAAACAUGCUUAUUGCAGGAACCAUGGGGGAGACCAAAGGGCCUAGAGCCUUGAGAACCUCUGACCAUUAGUGUUAACAGGAAGGCAGCCUGUUCCCCUAGCUGGGGAGGGGGUUGUGCGUGGCAGGAAGCCCGUGCGUCUGUGUCUCUUUGGAGCUGUGGGUUGGUUGUGUGGAUGCCAGCUGUGUGGUCCCCAGCCUCACUGAGCCUGAGUUUCCAUACUAGCGGCGGGAGAUGGGACUAGAGGGUCUCCAAGGCUCCCUGAAGCUCUGCGAUUCUGCUUCUCUGAGUCUUGACCGCAGGGCUUUGUUCGCGGGGGUCACAGCUCUCAUGGCUGCAGCUAGCGUGACCCCCCCUGGCUCCCUGGAGUUGCUACAGCCCGGCUUCUCCAAGACCCUCCUGGGGACCAAGCUGGAAGCCAAGUACCUGUGCUCCGCCUGCAGAAACGUCCUCCGCAGGCCCUUCCAGGCGCAGUGUGGCCACCGGUACUGCUCCUUCUGCCUGGCCAGCAUCCUCAGCUCUGGGCCUCAGAACUGUGCUGCCUGUGUUCACGAGGGCAUAUAUGAAGAAGGCAUUUCUAUUUUAGAAAGCAGUUCGGCCUUCCCAGAUAAUGCUGCCCGCAGGGAGGUGGAGAGCCUGCCGGCCGUCUGUCCCAGUGAUGGAUGCACCUGGAAGGGGACCCUGAAAGAAUACGAGAGCUGCCACGAAGGCCGCUGCCCGCUCAUGCUGACCGAAUGUCCCGCGUGCAAAGGCCUGGUCCGCCUUGGUGAAAAGGAGCGCCACCUGGAGCACGAGUGCCCGGAGAGAAGCCUGAGCUGCCGGCAUUGCCGGGCACCCUGCUGCGGAGCAGACGUGAAGGCGCACCACGAGGUCUGCCCCAAGUUCCCCUUAACUUGUGACGGCUGCGGCAAGAAGAAGAUCCCCCGGGAGAAGUUUCAGGACCACGUCAAGACUUGUGGCAAGUGUCGAGUCCCUUGCAGAUUCCACGCCAUCGGCUGCCUCGAGACGGUAGAGGGUGAGAAACAGCAGGAGCACGAGGUGCAGUGGCUGCGGGAGCACCUGGCCAUGCUACUGAGCUCGGUGCUGGAGGCAAAGCCCCUCUUGGGAGACCAGAGCCACGCGGGGUCAGAGCUCCUGCAGAGGUGCGAGAGCCUGGAGAAGAAGACGGCCACUUUUGAGAACAUUGUCUGCGUCCUGAACCGGGAGGUGGAGAGGGUGGCCAUGACUGCCGAGGCCUGCAGCCGGCAGCACCGGCUGGACCAAGACAAGAUUGAAGCCCUGAGUAGCAAGGUGCAGCAGCUGGAGAGGAGCAUUGGCCUCAAGGACCUGGCGAUGGCUGACUUGGAGCAGAAGGUCUUGGAGAUGGAGGCAUCCACCUACGAUGGGGUCUUCAUCUGGAAGAUCUCAGACUUCGCCAGGAAGCGCCAGGAAGCUGUGGCUGGCCGCAUACCCGCCAUCUUCUCCCCAGCCUUCUACACCAGCAGGUACGGCUACAAGAUGUGUCUGCGUAUCUACCUGAACGGCGACGGCACCGGGCGAGGAACACACCUGUCCCUCUUCUUUGUGGUGAUGAAGGGCCCGAAUGACGCCCUGCUGCGGUGGCCCUUCAACCAGAAGGUGACCUUAAUGCUGCUCGACCAGAAUAACCGGGAGCACGUGAUUGACGCCUUCAGGCCCGACGUGACUUCAUCCUCUUUUCAGAGGCCAGUCAACGACAUGAACAUCGCAAGCGGCUGCCCCCUCUUCUGCCCCGUCUCCAAGAUGGAGGCAAAGAAUUCCUACGUGCGGGACGAUGCCAUCUUCAUCAAGGCCAUUGUGGACCUGACAGGGCUCUAACUGCCCCCUACUGGUGUCUGGGGGUUGGGGGCAGCCAGGCACAGCCGGCUCACGGAGGGGCCACCACGCUGGGCCAGGGUCUCACUGUACAAGUGGGCAGGGGCCGCGCUUGGGCGCUUGGGAGGGUGUCGGCCUGCAGCCAAGUUCACUGUCACGGGGGAAGGAGCCACCAGCCAGUCCUCAGAUUUCAGAGACUGCGGAGGGGCUUGGCAGACGGUCUUAGCCAAGGGCUGUGGUGGCAUUGGCCGAGGGUCUUCGGGUGCUUCCCAGCACAAGCUGCCCUUGCUGUCCUGUGCAGUGAAGGGAGAGGCCCUGGGUGGGGGACACUCAGAGUGGGAGCACAUCCCAGCAGUGCCCAUGUAGCAGGAGCACAGUGGAUGGCCUUGUGUCCCUCGGGCAUGACAGGCAGAAACGAGGGCUGCUCCAGGAGAAGGGCCUCCUGCUGGCCAGAGCAAGGAAGGCUGAGCAGCUUGGUUCUCCCCUCUGGCCCCUGGAGAGAAGGGAGCAUUCCUAGACCCCUGGGUGCUUGUCUGCACAGAGCUCUGGUCUGUGCCACCUUGGCCAGGCUGGCUGUGGGAGAGGGUCUGGUCCCACGCCGCCUCUGCUCAGACCACUGUGUGGGAGGUGCACAGCACAGCCUGCGGGUAAAGUGUGAGAGCUUGCCAUCCAGCUCACGAAGACAGAGUUAUUAAACCAUUCAAAUCUC